AUGGCUUGGAUGGAUGCCCUUAAUAAGAACAUGACUGAUGCUGAUGUGGAGAAUGUGCUUCUCUGCUUCCCUCACCAGCCUGACUCCUGUCUGAGAGCACAUCGCUUUCUUGCACUCAAAGUUGCCGUGUACGUCUUACUGCUGGCUACAAUUCUUAUGACUGUUUUUGGGAACCUGCUGGUCAUCAUCACUAUUUCCCACUUUAAACAGCUGCAUUCACCCACUAACCUCAUCGUCCUCUCCCUGGCCUUAGUGGACUGUUUGUUGGGCUGUCUGAUCAUGCCUUUUAGUAUGGUGCGAUGGUUGGAACGCUGCUGGUUCUUGGGUGAUAUUUUUUGUAAAAUACAUUCUAGUUUGGAUAUGACACUAAGCAUUGUAUCUAUUCUACAUCUAUCAUUGGUCUCCAUUGACAGGUACCUGGCCAUUUGUGAACCUUUGAGUUAUAGAAUGAGGAUGACCAAUGGCACUGUGGCCGUGUGCAUCGCUGUCAUUUGGCUGUUUUCGCUCACAUAUAGUUUUGGGGUUGUUAUGUCCAAUGCAAAUAUUACAGGUUUGGAGAAUCUUUCAAUAUUCAGUUCUUGUGUGGGAAACUGUGCUUUGAUUUACAACAAAGAAAGUGGUAUCAUUCUGUCAUUUGUGGCUUUUUUCAUUCCAGGGACGAUCAUGAUUUCACUGUACCUAAAGAUCUUCUGUGUUGUAAGACAACAAGCUAAAGUAAUGUCUGAACGGGUAACUGUGAGGCGAACCUCUUGUGAAACACACAUCCACUCCUCAGAGCAGAGGGAGUGGAAGGCAGCAAAAACUCUGGGCAUUAUUAUGGGAAUGUUUUUACUGUGCUGGUUGCCAUUCUUCAUUGUUACUUUGACUGAUCCGUUUCUCAACUUCUCAACCCCUCUAGAUGUUUUUGAUGCCCUGAUAUGGUUUGGAUACCUCAAUUCUACUUUCAACCCCUUGGUCUAUGGCUUUUUUUAUCCACGCUUUCAGAGGGCGUUUAAGAUCAUCAUCACAAAAUAUGUUCUACACCUCAGUAAUGCAAGUCAUUUAGUACUGUAA
Molecule: messenger RNA, 1053 nt
Organism: Colossoma macropomum (tambaqui)
Lineage: Eukaryota; Metazoa; Chordata; Actinopteri; Characiformes; Serrasalmidae
Product: trace amine-associated receptor 4-like
Exons: 1
Coding region: 1-1053 (350 amino acids)
Biological process (GO): G protein-coupled receptor signaling pathway
Cellular component (GO): membrane
Molecular function (GO): trace-amine receptor activity
Source: RefSeq, a predicted model, not a curated record